This is a messenger RNA of Hippoglossus stenolepis (Pacific halibut), 7517 nucleotides long. It is a transcript of the gene met, whose product is annotated as MET proto-oncogene, receptor tyrosine kinase. Gene Ontology annotation, biological process: protein phosphorylation; positive regulation of kinase activity; nervous system development. The coding region runs from base 244 to 4509 and encodes 1421 amino acids. The transcript has 21 exons. NCBI's taxonomy places the organism in Eukaryota, Metazoa, Chordata, Actinopteri, Pleuronectiformes, Pleuronectidae. Gene Ontology annotation, cellular component: membrane; signaling receptor complex. Gene Ontology annotation, molecular function: ATP binding; transmembrane receptor protein tyrosine kinase activity; protein binding. The record is from RefSeq and is a predicted model, not a curated record.
UUCAGUCUGAGGGGAUCCUCACUGAGUUCAGCUGGAGCGCAACGGAGCAGAGUUGGAAAACAAGCCAGACUGAGUUUAAAAUAUUGCCGACAAGAUUGUUUUUUCCCAGUUAUUGCAGAAUUGGGAGGUGAAGAGGGAAAACAUCUCCCGGCGAUUAGUUUGGACUUGAUGUGAAAGUCAAAAAAGUCCCAGUGGAAUAUGAUUUGAACCAAGGGACACUCGCCUCUGCUGCUCGCUAACAGGAUGAAUCGCAGUUUGCUUCGUGCCGUCAUGCUGCUGUGGGCCCUGUGCCCCAGCACACAGGGCCAGUGUGAUAAAUCAUCAGAAACCAACAAACUCAACCUCUCCGUCAGCUAUGAGCUCCCAACCUUCACUGCAGACUUCCCCAUCGAGAACAUGGUGAUGCUCGAUGGGAUCAUCUACGUUGGGGCUGUGAACAGAAUCUAUGCCCUGGCCCCAAACCUCACCAUACUCUCGGAGUACCACACGGGGCCACUGCUUGCCAAUGAGACUUGCGGCCACAAACUGACCAGCACAGAGAGCAACGGCAGGGUGGACAACCACAACAUCGCCUUGGUGGUGGAGAACAUUUACGACAAAGGGUUGUAUAGCUGUGGCUCGGCAGACAACGGGGUUUGCCGUCGUCAUGUCCUGGAUGAUGACACUAGCCCUAAAACGGUAGACGAACAGGUCUACUGCUUUGCUGACAAGGUGAGGAAAGGCCAGGGUCAACCCAGCGACUCGGACGUUGUGGUCAGCCCUUCAGGUUCUCAGGUGCUCAAUGUGGAGAGCAACGUCAUCAAGUUUUUUGCUGGGAACUCUGAGAUCCCUGGCUUAGAAAAAGUACCUGGCAGUGGGACACAUCCCCACACCAUUUCUCUGCGGAAGAUGAAGACAAGUCAAAAUGGUUUCACCUUCUUCUCUAACGACUCAUACAUGGACCUGAUUCCAUCUCUUCGUGGAAACUACUACUUGCGCUACAUUUACUCGUUCCACAGUGGACCGUUUACCUAUUUCCUCACUGUGCAGCGGGUGAGCAGCGACUCUCAGGACUACCACACCCGCAUUGUUCGCAUGUGCUCCUCAGAUCUCUCAAUCCGCCGCUAUGUGGAGAUGCCCCUCGAAUGCAUCAGCACUGAUAAGAGGCGGCGACGCUCCACGGAAGAUUUGAAGAUAUUCAACAUCCUGCAGGCAGCUCACGUCACAACGGUGGGCAAUGACGUUGAACUACAGAAGCAGGUGAAGGUGGAAGAGGGUGAUGACGUUCUUUUUGCUGCCUUCGCACAAGGAAAACCAAACUCUCCAGAGCCGACUCCAAACUCAGCCGUUUGCGUCAUCGCCCUGAAACACAUCAACUACAUGUUCAAGAGGUACAUGCAGAAGUGCAACACCGUAGACCCCUAUCACUUCACUGGAUCUGAUAAGAAGUCCUGCUACAAUGUGAGUUCCUCCGACGACUGCGACCCACACGAGGGAAUUCACGAAGGGAAGGAGGGCAAGUACCGCCUGCAGGUGACCCAGUUCGUCCAAAGGUUGGAGUACUGGCACAAGGAGCUCACCAACACCUUGGUUACCUCUAUAAAUGUGGUGCCAGUGCAUGGCCGUGCAGUGGCGUACCUGGGCACCGCCGAUGGACGCCACAUACAGGUGCUGUUCUCACGAUUUGCCUCCCCCCAUGUCAACAUCCGCCUGGACUCCAGACCUGUCUCCUCCAGUGUGGCACUGCUGGACGCCAACCCCUCAGAUGGAGCCAUGCUAAUAGCCACAGGAAACAAGAUCACCAAGGUCCCUCUGAUUGGCCCCGGCUGUGAUCAGUUGACCACCUGUACUUCCUGCUUGCUGUCGUCCAGGGUGACUGAAUGUGGCUGGUGUAACGGACGCUGCAGCAGAGCCGACCAGUGUCCCCCCUCCAUCUGGACACAACAAUACUGUACACCGGUCAUCACUAAGUUUUUUCCAACAUCUGGGCCGAUACGAGGAUCUACAGUGGUCACUAUUUGCGGGCACAACUUUGGCUUCGACAAGACGGAGAGCUUCAAGUCCUCGCUGGUGACGGUGGAGGUGGCGGGAGCUCCCUGCAGACUGCCCAGACAAGACAACAUCAACAGGUGGACUGAGAUGCAGUGUCACCCGGUGUUAAGUGGGAACUUCACCCUGUCAGGACACACAGUGAAGGUCAGCACUGGCAACAAGGUAGCCAAGAUGGAAGGCUUCACCUUUGUGGAUCCGGUGAUCCACGAAAUCUUCCCAACGUUUGGGCCAAAGUCUGGAAACACCAUGCUGACAAUCAGAGGAGCUUUCCUCGACACUGGAACCAAACAAGAGGUGACUGUUGGGAAAACAGCCUGUAAAAUCCAGAGCCUGUCGUCUACCAUGCUGACCUGCAAAACGCCCCCUCAUGCUGUCCCAUCCGAGCAACCCGUGAAGCUGACAGUGGACUCAGUGGAGGUCCACGCCCCUGUGAUGUUCACCUACAACCAAGACCCCAUCAUCAACAGCAUCCAGCCGUCUCGCUCCUUCAUCAGUGGAGGCUGCACGUUGUCGGCUCAUGGCUUCUUCCUCCAGUCCGGCCUCCAGCCUCAGAUGGUCCUCACCACUGCCCAGGAUGCUGAGGUCUUCCAUGUGAGCUGUGUGUAUGGUGAGAACAGGACAUCCAUCCAGUGCACCACGCCCUCUCUAGCGAAGCUCGCCCUGCAGCCGCCGGUGUUUACCAAGGUAUCGUUCGUCCUGGAUGGCUUCUCGACAGACCAGUGGGACCUGAUCUACGUGGAAGACCCCCUUUUCCAGGACCCCAAGCUCACCUCCAAAGACAACAAGAGCAUAGUGGAGCUCAAGGGUGACCGGAUGGACAGGGAGGCGAUGAAGUGUCAGGUCCUGACUGUUUCCAAUCACAGCUGUGAGACUCUGACUCUGGUGGGAAACACUCUGGAGUGCACCGUUCCCAACGAGCUGCAGACCGCCACUGCAAAAGAGCUGCAGGUGGAGUGGCGUCAGGCGGAUUCUAUCAGGCACCUGGGCAAGGUGACGCUGGCACAGGAGCAGGACUACGUGGGCCUGAUCGUGGGCUGUGUCUGUGUCAGCCUGCUGCUGCUGCUGCUGGGAACGCUGCUGAUGUGGAGAAGAAACAAACACAUUGACGAUCUGUCUGAGGUGUGGUAUGAUGGCCGGGGGCACAUCCAGCAUCUGGACAGGCUGGCUAACGCAAGGAGCGUCAGCCCCACUAAUGAAAUGGUCUCCCACGAGUCAGUCGACUAUAGAACAACCCUGCUGGAGGAUCAGGGCACAGACAGGCCAGAGACGUGCCGAGGGGCCCCUCCCAUCUAUGGAGGCAAUGGGGAGCUGCUGUCUCCCAGGCUGGGGAUACUGGGUGGACGAAUGGGGAUGGGUAUUGGGAUGGAUGGCGAGCUGGUGUCGCCCCUGCUGAUGGCCCCGGUCCACAUAGAUCCAUCCUGUCUCCACCCAGACCUCCUGAAGGAAGUGCAGCACGUGGUGAUCGCCAGAGACCAGCUGCUGCUUCACCUCAACCAAGUCAUCGGCAGAGGUCACUUCGGUUGUGUUUUCCAUGGAACUCUGCUCGAGCCAGACGGGCAGAAGCAGCACUGUGCCAUCAAGUCCCUGAAUCGUAUCACAGAUCUUGAAGAGGUGUCCCAGUUCCUGAAGGAGGGGAUAAUCAUGAAGGACUUCAGCCACCCCAACGUUCUCUCCCUGCUGGGUAUCUGCCUGCCACCUGAGGGUUCACCGCUGGUGGUCCUGCCCUACAUGAAGCACGGCGACCUGCGCAACUUCAUCCGCGAAGAGGCACACAACCCGACAGUGAAAGACCUGAUGGGCUUCGGGCUGCAGGUGGCCCGAGGGAUGGAGUAUCUGGCCAGCAAGAAGUUUGUCCACAGAGACCUCGCCGCCAGGAACUGCAUGUUGGAUGAAAGCUACACAGUGAAGGUGGCAGACUUCGGCUUGGCCAGAGACGUCUAUGAUAAAGAAUAUUACAGUGUCCACAACAAGAGCGGAGUCAAGCUUCCUGUCAAAUGGAUGGCACUGGAGAGUCUGCAGACGCACAAGUUCACCACCAAGUCAGACGUGUGGUCGUUUGGCGUGUUGCUAUGGGAACUGAUGACCCGUGGAGCACCCCCAUACUCUGAUGUGAACUCCUUCGACAUCACCGUGUUCCUCCUGCAGGGGCGGAGGCUGCUGCAGCCCGAGUUCUGUCCUGACGCACUCUACACAGUGAUGAUCGAAUGCUGGCAUCCGAAGCCGGAGCGCCGCCCCUCUGUCUCCGACCUGGUGUCGCGCAUCUCCGCCAUCUUCUCCAGCUUUAGCGGCGAGCACUACGUGUUGCUCAACACCACCUACGUCAACAUCGACAAGAUGAGCCCAUACCCCUCCCUCCUUGCCUCCACCGCCAACACUUCCACCCGGUCCUUCUCGUCCUCAUCCGACCCAACCAUCUCCAGUUCCCUGCCCUCCCAAUCCCCCUUCCUUUGCCACGUGGAGCGGGACUGCUGCACCUGAACGAGGGAACCAGAGGGAAGGAGGGCAGUUGGAGAAAGACUCAGAAAGAGAGCAGGGAAGAAAGCGAGGUGAGGAGAUGAAGAACUACUGUAUGUACUUGCAAAACACUGGACACUGUAUGCUGAGGGGAAACAGUUUUCCGAGCUUUGACUGGUUGCUCAAUGUACAUAGAUCCUCAACCUUUGACCUUCUGAAGCAUUGCCAAACGUCAGGAGCCUCCGUGGACUGACUUUAACGAUAAACCUGUCUGACCUUUAGUCGACCCCAGGGAGCGGGAGGUCAGCCUUCCUGCGUCUUCUACAAGACAAUUACAAGGCACAGGAACACCUCCGUUGAAACUCUACAGCGGACAAAGCCACUGUCACAGGAGCACAAGGCCAUUCGUCAAACACCCCAAAAAGCCCCACUGACUGCUGUGCCCACCCUCACUGCCAGAGGGAUAGAUUUCGUGAUUCUGCCGUUGUGCGGGUGGCGUGUGCUUCGAUAUGCGGAUGUGGCUUGGACCUUUUUCGCUGUCUGUAAUGUGAAUGUUCGACAAAUGGCCAUGCAUAGUGUCGUAUAAAGGAUUUAACACCUCCACACACUAUAAACUAGACUGUAUGCCAGUUUCAUACACCUCAGAGACAAUGGCGCCUGCUGUGAUAGAUUUAGCUGCCUCGGGUGAGUAAACUGAGGCAGGCUGCAGAUCAAUAACAGCAGGUAACACGGGAAUGGACGUGUAGGUGUGAGGUGGGAUGUGUACAAAGAAAAAAAGAAACUGCUGCCUGUGUGCAGGUCACUGGAUGCUUUGUUUGUAAUAAUUAUCUUUGGAUAAUUAAAAAAAAGAAAAAUCACUGUCUCGCCAUGACUCGCAUGUUUGGAAUCCCCGGAUGUUUCUGAAGCAGCUUUUAUUUGCUUUUUGUUUUUAAAGCUGAAGCGUCCAUCAUGUCCAAACACUACAACUCUGACAGCAGCAUAACACUUCAGAGCUUUGAGGUCUUCUUUUAAAGAAAGAAAGCAAAUGAGAAUCAUGUUCUCUUUUUUUUGGUCUUAGUUGCUCUCACUGUUUCACUUAGACAAAAGGCUCGGAGCCAGAAGUCGGUUAGUCUCAUGUUUGGUUCGUUUAACCAUAGACCUAAAAAGCUUCUCUGUCUUCAACACUUUUUCGAUUACGUAACGUUUGGUCAACAUUUCACUAAAGAGCUUGUUGUCUCGAGUCAAACUUCUACCUCAGAGGUUCCCUGUGGUCCCAUGGUUCAAACCCCAUGAGCAAGCUAUGUGUCACUCUAUCUUUAUGACGACUGUGCGUUAUGUCCUGAUGAAGAAAUAUUUUAUUGUUAAAGACCAAACCAGAGUGUUUGCAAAUUUUUGCUUCAUAACUACAAAUAAUGAGUAUUUUCAAAAUCCAUAAUUCAAGUCAUCGAAUUUUAAAUGUUCGGAUAUUAGUACAAUAUAGAAAUUGUUUAACAGAUUCUUGAAACUUGUGUAAUCCAUCACAUUUGUCUGUUUGUGUUGUCUGCAUUGUGUUUAAAUGCAGUUCUAAGGGUUGGGCUGAUUCAUGAUGAUCAAUUAUUGACAAUUGUAGAUUCCAGCUGAUAUUCACUUUGCAUUCUGCUCCUCAGAAGGUCCAAGAUUCCAACUUGGGAUAUUGUUGUUCUGACUUUGAUAUGUUAAUGUGCUUUGAAGUGGUAAACGAUGUGUGUUGUAGCAUUUUAACAACACAUUAGCUAUGUCACGAUUCAGAGGCCAUCUCCUUCAAAGGAGGAAGUCUACGUGGCCCAUGAAGAAGACGGUCUUUGUGGGCCGAGUAGGCUGUGAAGGGCAAACUGAAAUGAGACGGUUUACAGAGUAUCUCCGUGAACAGCAUCACCAGCUUGCCCCAUCCUUAUUGCUGUUGCCUAGCAAUUAAUCCGUGGAUAGGUUGGCCAGAGAGGGAUCCACCCGUUGGAGCCCUCAUUGCUCUGGGGUUAAAGGAUGCAUUUGUCAGCCGCAUUAAGAGUAGCCUUCUAAAUGGGACAGUCUAGUUGCACUGCUGUGACGCAGUCGGUCUUCUAUCGGCCUCCAAAGGAUGCAGCCCUUGAAUUGAGACACAGCUAUUUAUGCCUAAAAUUAAAUCAGAGCUGAGUGUAAAAUUAUGUUAAUUAAUGUAUAAGUGAUGACGUCAGCAACUCAUUAUUCCACUAACAAUUUACUAAAAAGAAAUGUUAUAAAUUUACACACAAACUACGUAAUAUACCAAAGUCCGCCUUCUCCAGCUCAUUCUUUGUUCGUGUGAUAUAUUCUGAUGGGUUACACAGUUCAAGACAUUUUCAAGAAUCUGUUAAGGAUUUUCAAAUUCUAAAGAAACAAAUGUGAAAUCAAGGCUUCCUAGGACCAGACAAAAAAAGGGAAAAAAUAAAGUUAACAUAAUUUGUUGUAAAUGGGCUAAAAAACACAAACCUCUAGUGUGGUCAAUGCCCCCUUUUCUUUCCAUUGUGUAAUAAAUGUUUUUUUAAUCUGAGGGGCUGCUGAUGUGAGUGGGCCAUCGACGGACAGGUAUGAAUGUUUGCUAUGACAAAAAAAUUGCUGUACUAUAUAUUUUUGUAUUGGUGAUGAACCUCUUCUUUAAAUCUGCUCCACGAAAGUGAACAGUGCCGUGAACAAUGAACACAGCCACUCAUACAAUCCUUUUGUCUCCGAGACCAAUCUCUGCCAUUUUGUAAAUAAAGAGGAGGGAUCUGUGUGGGUCUGUGUGCGGCGUGCUGAGCCGCGCAAACACGUGGCUGUGUGCUCCUGUAGCCUCUGAUCAUCACUGCCAGAUCAUAGUGGGAGCAGCGAGGAGCUGAACAAACGUGAGCAACGCAACACUCAGAAGACUGCUGUCACUUUGAUCAUGUGAUUCUACACGACUCACGGCCUGUGCUUAACACUGUCUCUUCUAUGUGUGUGUGUGUAUGAUUUGUCGUCUAUUAAAACAAUUCUGAAGGUACAUGUUCCUAUGUAAUGUCAAAUGGGCUGUCAGUGUAAUAAAGCUAUACUAUCAGAGUUAA